AAGACCACGUGCUUUAUUUGUGUAUUAAAAAUGUAGGUCAAUAGUGCAAUACAUACAGGAAAUGCUUAGCAGCAACAUGACAUAACAAUGAAUACCCAAAUUGAUAUGACCUUGGAGGUCAUCUAGCCAACUCCAUGUCAGAUCAUCCCAACCAUGUCAUCAGUUUCAUCAUUUGCAAUGUGCAUUGUGAAAUGAUUACAUCUGGCCAAUUUUCAGGAAAAAGUAAUUUACCAAUAUGGCAUUUCCCAUCAUCAUCUCUAUUUUGGUGUUUCUACAGACGGUUGAAAAUGUUGGAUCUACACCUUGUUUCACGAAUGUGACAUCCUGUGAAUCUCUAUCAAAUACCACCACUUCCACGUGUUUGGGGACAGUGCUGUCACAAGCUGGGGUCACCCAAACCUCCUUUAUUUUUGCCAAUGAUUCUUUAACACUUGAUGAAGUCAAUGAGAAGCUGAAGUUAUGGAGUGGUCUGAGAGCAGCUCCUAAAUGUUGGGAAGUCAUUCAACCUUUUUUGUGUUCUGUGUAUAUGCCAAAGUGUGAUAGCGCUUCACUUUCUGUAGAAAGACCUACAAGAGAAUUGUGUCUGAAAACGCGGGCUCCAUGUGACAUUGUAAGGAAGAUCAGCGGCUGGCCUCUUUUUCUGGAUUGUGAUCAGGAUAUAUUUUCAACUUGCACGAGUCACACAUAUGAAGGAGUCCAUUUCAAUACCACUGGGCAGUGUAAUGCACCACUGGUCAAAACGGAGAACCAGAAGAGUUGGUACAGUGAGGUGGAAGGGUGUGGAAUCCAGUGCCAGAAUCCACUCUUCACUGAGGAGGAGCAUGAGGAGGUCCACAUUGUUAUUGCUGUGUUUGGUUCCCUCUGUAUCGUCUGUACUCUUUUUACCAUGCUGACCUUCAUCAUUGAUUGGAAAACAGCAAGUCGUUACCCCGCCCUCAUCCUUUUCUUCAUCAAUGCCUGCUUCUUUCUGGGCAGUAUUGGUUGGAUGGCUCAGUUCUCUGGCAGUGCACGGACGGACAUUGUGUGUAAGGCAGAUGGUACAGUACGUAAGGGGGAGCCUGAACUAGGAAAUGGAGAGACUGCAUCUUGUACCAUUGUGUUUAUAUUGGUUUACUACUUCAUGAUGGCUGGUGCUGUUUGGUUUGUGAUGCUGGCCUUUGCCUGGUACCUGACCUUCAGAGCACUUGGAACACAGAGGGAUGAUCUCAAAAACAAAACUUCCUACUUCCAUAUUGCUAGCUGGUGUAUUCCACUGGUGCUUACCAUCGUCUGUUUGUCAGUAUCAGAGAUUGAUGGUGAUUCACUCAGUGGUAUAUGCUUUGUUGGGGCCUUUAACAAUGGCUACAGAGGAGGCUUCGUCCUGGCCCCCAUUGGUCUCAUACUAAUUAUUGGACUUGUCUAUCUCACAUUAGUUUUGAAAACAUUAAUAAAGCUGCAAAAAGAUUCUCCAGAUUACAUAAGUAUCAAAGCGCUGUCCAAAAUAAAGGAAACUAUCAUCAGAUUAGGUAUCUUUACUUUAUUGGAUUUCUUGUUUGUUGUGAUUACAUUUGCUGUACAUAUCUACAUCUUCACUAAUGAACAAAGCUGGUCUGAAAGUUUUAAAGAGUAUAUCUACUGUCAAGGCAAUGCUACCGUGGCACAGAUUGUUUCCAAUGGCACGUCCCCCUCCUGUCAGCUGUCUGACCGACCCAGCGUCGUGGCCUACGGAUUCCAUAUUUUUGCCUUUUUUGGGGCAGGGAUAACAAUGAGUAGCUGGUCCUGGACCAAAGCCUCCCUCCUUGCCUGGGAAAGAUUUCUUAGAAAAGUUUUUAGGAAGCCUUCAAACAAACCAAUCAAACUGAAGAAACACAAGGUAAUAGCUAAGGCUUUUGAGAAGAGGAAAGAGCUGAACAAUGGCCGACUAUCUAUCAGCUUUGCUAGCACCCAUGAUGAUCCACUUGGAAUGAAGUUUGACCUGAACAGCAUGAGUUCUAACAACAGCAUGUCUUCAGACUUCCGAGCAGCCAUGCCAAAGCUGGUUAAGAGAAGGGGGGGUAUGAUGCACCCCACUGCUGGCACGCUCAGGAAAUACUCAGACUCAGAUAUAGGAUCUGCAGCCUCAAAGAUGGCUUCCAGGAGACACUCUAUAGACUCACAGAUCAGUGCAGCACAGGGCCAGUUCAGAAUGAGUGAUGAUGAUAUGGAGGUUGAAUAUGCAAAGGCUAGAAAAAGAAGCAAGGCAAAGAAGAAGAAAAAGGCCAGAAAAUUGAAGAGGAAUAGGAUAUUGCCUGUUCUGGGACCAAUCUCAAAUGCCAUGUCAUCUGCAGCUUAUGGUGGCAGACGAGCAGGCAGGCAUGGCAGAAGAGGUAGUGGGAAUUCCUCUGCUAGUCGAGCUUCAGCUCAUGGUGUAGAUAUAGAUGUGGAGAAGAAUAGCAUGGAAGCUGUCUCAAUUACUUCAUAUUCUCAUCAGAACAGUCUUGAUGCAGUAACCCUGCCAGAGCCACCCAAACGUCUUGGCAAAAUGACAAAUUUCUCAAUAUUUGCUGCUAGUGCAUACAUGGGUGAACUUAAUGCUAAAUUGAAAGAAUUGGAAAGUACAGACAAAAGUGAAAGAGAGUCAAUUAGAUCAUGGGGUGACAGGAAACGGAGAAAGACAGAGACAGGUUCAGUCAGUGGUUAUGUAACAUCCGAAACAGAAGAGCCCAGCACCAGUGGCUUAGUUAGAUUAAGUAGCAGAAGACAUGGUAGCAGCAGAAGAUCAGAAAGUGGUAGUAUAUGUCAUCAAAGUACAAGCACAAGGCAUGACAGUGCAAGUAAACGUGAGGAGAGUAGAAGCAAAAGACAAAGCACUGCAAGUGGACAAAGUAGUGAAAACCAAAAACAAGAGAACACCAGUAAGAGACAAGACGGUGAGAGCAGAAGGCAUAACAGUGCAAACAGAAGGCAAGAUGGGGAAAGCAGACGUCAUGAUAGUGUAAGCAGAAGACAGGACAGUACAAGCAGACGUCAUGAUAGUGCAAGUAAAAGACAAGACAGUACGAAUAGCAGGCAAAAUAGUGCAAGUGGUUAUAUGCGAAGUCGAUCAAAAGAUGUCACUUUGGAAAUGGCAGAAAUGUUUUACAGGCAGCAUCGACAGGCUAAUUCAGCCACCAGCAGAAACAGUGGUCGCCAGGGGUCGGCCAGAUCCACUAGAACAUCCUCAGCCAAGUCAGAAAGGUCUUUUACUAGGCAGCUUCCAGGGGAAACAACUGCUGUUGAAAUUGAAGAUAUUCAUGACCCUUAUACCUCAUCUAGUUGAAAUCUACAGAAUCCUGCCAAUUUAUUUUAAGCUCACCUAAGCUGAAGGCUCAGCGGAGCUUUUCUGAUCAGAUUUGUCUGGUGUCUGGCAUUUUUAUACUUUUCACUUGGAAGAAGUAUUGCUGAUAUACUGAAGAUUAAAGUUUAUUUAUACCAUAAUCCCAAGGGUACUCGUGGGGCUACAAUAAGGUUCAAAGUUUAACAUUGGUUAUAAUUUGAAAGUCUUGUUCUCAAGAACCACAAGAGUUCAGAUGCAAGCAUCCCCAUGUUGUUUUAUAUUCUUACCAUAAUCUCUGGAGCCAUGAUGUGGACACGUUAAGGGUUCAAAGUAUAACAUUGGUUAUAUAUGGGGAAAAUCUUUGAUAUCUUUAUUAUAUUAUCAGCAAAUGUCCUAAUGUUUUAUUAGGUUUGUUGAUACCAUGACCCCCAGGGCCACAACAGGAGUUCAGAGUAUAGCAUUGGUUAUAUUUCUAAAACCAUCUUUGACAGGUUUUUAUGAAGAAUCGCAAGAGAACAGAUUGUUGAGUUAACAUGCGAGCAUCUUCACGUAUUGUAAGUUAAGUCUCAGGGCGGCGCCACAAUAAGUGUUCAAAAUACAUGUAUAGUUAUAAAAGGGAAAAUGUUUGAAAAAAAGUUCUCAAGACCCACAAGGUUAAAAAUUGUUUUUUUGCAAGCAUCAUUUGCAUAUAGUGUAAUUUCAGACCCCAAGAAACCAGGGCAAUAGGGGUUUAGAGUUUCAUAUUGGUUACAUAUUUUGAAUUAAAAUCUUUUCAAAGUGUACAAGUUUCCAUAAUUGUUAAAUUGAACCACAUGAAGUCAUGUCUGACAUUUUGCUCCAGAUGUCUUCGUGCCCAGGUGAGCAAUGUGGCCCACGGGUCUCUUGCUUUUUAAUGUGCAGUCGCCUUAUCUCCGUGUCAUAGAUAUAUAUGUAAUUUAAUCCUUGUAAAUGAUUCUAUGGUAAUGCAGUAUUUAAUUCAAUUUGGUAUUGCAAUAUACUUUUCUUUCCUCUCAAAAUACAGUAUUAAAACUGAUUUUGCAAGCAAGCUUUCGAUACAUGUAUCAACACUUCAUGCAAGUUACGUCCCUUGUCCGCCAUCUCCUGGUGAAAAAAUGUAUUUCCCUAUGUUGGCCUUUGUGAUUUUCUGAUCUGUAGCUUUGACAUUUGUUAUUUUGCCAUCAAUUGCAGUCAAUUACAAUAAUGCCCCAAGUUGGGGCAACUCAUUAAAGUAAUAUAAGUAUGAAAGCUUGAUAAUUAGCUAAAAUCCACAGUAAUAACCUCUUGCUUUGGGUAAGGUAAAGAAGGAAAACAAAACUUGGCUUUUCACCAAUUGACCUUUGGCUGGCCCCACAAAGGGAUAUAACUCAUGGCCGAAGUGUUGAUACUGUAUUGAGACAGAAGUUUUUAAUAAUAACACAUGGCAGAAAUUUCUUCAAUUCAAUAUCCAGCAAUUUGCAUGAAAUCUGUUUCAUUACUGAUUGAUAAGCUUUGUAUUACUUUAACUGUAGAAUCACUUGUUUUGUGUGGUGAAUUUUUUGUGGAAAAUGAAAAGCCUGUUUGUGAGGACCAGAUUUUAGGGUUGAAGAGUUAUUCCUUUUUGUCGUUCAGUUAAAUUUAUGGAGGAAUUGGUGGAUAUAUAUCGCAAAUUAAUGCCAUGAGAAUUAAUGAUAUACAGUAUAAAGAGUGUUGUUAUACAGAGAAAACUACCACUUCUAAUACUUACGUUUAGUUGUAGUGUACAUAAUGAAUCUCAUUACUUAGUCACAGAAGAAUCUCUUUCAUGCUGUAUUAGCAUAAUAAAAUAUUCAUUUUCAGCAAAGCACAUAAGCAUUUUAUAAUACUUAUUAGACCUCGUUUAUGUGGUAGUAUAUUUUGUUGGUUUGUUUACUGUUACUUUUAUAGAUAACUGCAUUAUUUGUGUGAAACGAUGUUAAUAAGAUUAUUAUAAUUUUUUCUUUGCUUUUAGCUAAUACGUUAAUUGUUAGUUUGAUUUGUUUACAUGGAUAUGUUCACCUGACUACCUGGAUUUUAAAACUGCCUAAAAUUGUACUCUUCUUUUGUUUGUAUUUCAUUACCAGUACUAGUAUUUAAUGCAAUUGAAUUUAAUUACAACAAAAAUAUAUUACAUAAAGCAUAUCACUUCUGGGUACACAUUUAAUGUAUUGAUAACAUUCUGGGUACACAUUUAAUGUAUUGAUAACAGGAUAGGUGUGAACAGUUGAAGUAGAUAUAUACUGUUAUGUUCUGUUCUAGGUGUACAAUGCUAUAUUGUAUGUCGGAGGUUGUAAAAUUUAUUAGUUGUUUUUAUAGAACUUUGAGUAGGUUGUGUCUUGGAAUAUUUUUUAAUGUUUAGCUCAAGUAAGCUCUUCUGAUCAAAAUGUGUCUGGCACGUAGCAUAUCUGUAAAUGUUAAAAUGUGUCUGGCACGUAGCAUAUCUGUAAAUGUUUUGCAUUUCUAACGGGGCCAGUGUUUUGCAUUUUUCCCAAGAAACACUCGGAUUCAGAUUGUCAAAUUUAUGUGCAAGCAUAUCCAUGUAGCAUAGUUUCAGGUUUGUAAUACCAUAGCUCCCAGGCCAAGGUUGGGGCCACAAUAGGGGUUAAAAGUUUAACAUUGGUUGUAUAUUUAAAAGUUUUCUGAAGAACCAUUAAGGUAUAGAUUGUCAGAUUGAUAUGCAAGCAUCCUUAUAUAGUGUUAUUUUAGGGUAUCAAAUUUGAUCAUUGCUUUAUAUGUUCCAAAUUAUAUUCUUCCUGUAAACCAAAAUGGUACAAGUGGUAAAAUCAAUGUGCAAGUGCUGGUAUUGUAGUAUGACUGCUGGGACCAGGGAAGGUGAAAAUUCAUAAGAUACUCGGAGGUUUUGAAUUGAUACACGAGCAACCUCAUGUUGCAUAGACAAAUUUGUUUGCUUUAUGCCUCUUAAUGUUCAGGUGAGUGGUGGGGACCUUUUGUUGUUAGUGAUUUAAUAGAAUAAUUAUCAUAAAAUACUUUACUGUAAUGUUUUUAUUGGUUGUGUGCUUUUUUUAUCAGCAAAUUACAUAUUGCAACCAUUUUUCAUUGUGUUGCACCAAUGUUCACAUGUAUUAAUAUCCUGUAGUUUGUAUUGGUAGAGUUUAAACACAAUGGAAGAAAUUUGGACAAUUUCAUCAUUGUUCCCAUUGUUUUAUACCCUUACAAUCAAACCAUACAUUUUACCAAUGUAUUUUGUAAUUUAAGAUAUAGAUUUUCAUUCUCCAAAUAUAUUGACGUGCAAAAGAAAUGCAACCUCCAAUUUUUAGUUAUACUUUUAUCAUUUCAUUCAGAUAUAUUGUUUAAUUUUUACAACUACUGGUAAUAGAAGAAACACAUCUAUUCUCUAAAUGCAGUAAAUUUAGUGUUAGCCCUAAUCGCUUUGACAAAAAAUGUCAAGACUGGAGAGGUGGUAGCCUUUGAAAUUUUCAUACUUCAACAAUGAAUAUUUCCCAUUACUAGAAUUCUGUGAUGCAUAGAGUUCGUGACACGAUUUGUUUGUUUACAGAGUUCAUGACACCAUUUGUUUGUUUACAGAGUUCAUGACACGGUUUGUUUGUAGAGUUAGUGACACGGUUUGUUUGUGUAUAGAGUUCGUGAUGCGGUUUGUUUGUGUAUAGAGUUUGUGACAUGGUUUGUUUGUGUAUAGAGUUUGUGAUGCGGUUUGUUUGUAGAGUUAGUGACACGGUUUGUUUGUGUAUAGAGUUUGUGACACAGUUUGUUUGUGUAUAGAGUUCAUGAUGCGGUUUGUUUGUGUAUAGAGUUUGUGACACGGUUUGUUUGUGUAUAGAGUUAGUGACACGGUUUGUUUGUGUAUAGAGUUUGUGACACAGUUUGUUUGUGUAUAGAGUUAGUGACAUGGUUUGUUUGCAUGAGUUUGUGACAUGGUUUGUUUGUGUAUAGAGUUAGUGACAUGGUGUAUAGAGUUAGUGACAUGGUUUGUUUGUAGAGUUUGUGACACGGUUUGUUUGUGUAUAAAGUUAGUGACACGGUUUGUUUGUGUAUAGAGUUAGUGACACGGUUUGUUUGUGUAUAGAGUUUGUGACACAGUUUGUUUGUGUAUAGAGUUAGUGACAUGGUUUGUUUGCAUGAGUUUGUGACAUGGUUUGUGUAUAGAGUUAGUGACAUGGUUUGUUUGUGUAUAGAGUUUGUGACACGAUUUGUUUGUGUGUAUAUAGGAACGGAGACGCCUCAGCACAGUACCUCCGCAUAUUCUUGGAUGAUGUGUCCCUGGUGUCUCGCUUGCAUUUUGUUGUGCAGUUCUAAACCGGUUUUUCAACUGCAGUAUCUCAUUAAAUGAUCAUGACGAGGCAUUGUGACCUUCGGUCAGCCAGAUCGAGGGCCUUUGACAUUUGUAGCAGUCAGUCUAAGGUGUUUGUAGAGAUGAGAUAUUGUGCUUUUUUGGACAUUCUGAGCUUUUGUCACAGCGUUUUGGGUUUUUCCAACCAACAGUUGUAACUGCACUGUGCAUCAUUAGUUAGCCUAGGCAUCAUUUAAGCAAUACGAGAAACAAACAAUGUCAGACUAUUCUUUACCAGAUACCUGAAGAUAACAAACAGACUUGAGACACAAGAAAUGCUGUCACAUAUAUCAGUGCUAAUCCGGACAUGUCUCGCAGACACAAGGUGUGACCGAGUUCAGUCAGCUGUGGAUUUCUUGAGAGGGUGUAAUAUGAUAAGCAAUUCAAAAUUAUUUAAACGUUUGAUUGGGGUUGCUUUUCUUUUGCAUGUCAGUAUAUGUGACAAAUUUAGUUAUUUCAACUGCAACAUAUCAAGAAUGAUGAUACAACGAAAUAGACAUAUACAUUUUCAAAAGAAAAAAACCCACACACAUUACUGUUGUAUAGGUCAUAGCUACAGUAGACAUGUAAAGUGAUAUUUGGCUAUGUAGAUGCUUAAAUAGAAUUUACUGUAAAAUGUGAUGAAAGUGCCAAUUCUUGAUUUUGAAUAUUAUAUGAAUACCAUGAUUGAGUUCCAGUGAGGUAAUCAUGUUAUUGGUGUUUAUACUUGUAGGAGUAUCUCGCACUUUGGUUUACAUUGUAACUAUGCAUUGUUCUGGUCAUUGUGUGACUUAAUCGUUCUACUCAUGAAACAGUUUGAUAUUAUGAAUGUUUUGGCAUAAUCAUUUGACACUUUUCAUUUAACACGGAUUUCAUUAAGUAUCAUGAAUUGUGUAACAACAACUAGUCGUUAAAACCUUUUAAAUAAUUGAAUUCAGUGUCUUCCAACAAAAGUGCUUCAUUGAUGAUCAGUGCCAUGUUCUAGACUGGGUUAUUUUUACCUCCAGUAGAAUCUCCAUUUUAUUAUGACAUUUUAUGACAGCUGAUUUAUAGAUAAUUUUCAGGAUGUUUUUUCCCUGCUAAAUGUUUUUAAGCAUUGAUGUGUAUAAAAAGCAUUAGCCCAUUGUACCAUAGUUUUAAUGUUGUUUUUUCUCUUUUAAAAUUGAUAUCUUCGAUUUACAUAUUUUUUUUUGUUAUGGCCACACAUUCUUGUAUGCAUAGAUUUAAUGAAUAGUGCAAACUUUUAGUUAUAGAAUGCAACGUAUAAAGAUAAAUCCUCAAAUGUCAUUUUUGUUAUUACAAUGUAAAUGUAUGGCAUAGACUUUUUUGUAGAAAAAAGUAGUCUUAGAGCUGCAUAAAAUAAAGAUUCUUUUUUAACAUAA
Messenger RNA from Ostrea edulis (European flat oyster), 8938 nucleotides. RefSeq names its product protein smoothened-like. The record is from RefSeq and is a predicted model, not a curated record. The coding region runs from base 236 to 3277 and encodes 1013 amino acids. NCBI's taxonomy places the organism in Eukaryota, Metazoa, Mollusca, Bivalvia, Ostreida, Ostreidae. The transcript has 12 exons. Gene Ontology annotation, cellular component: dendrite; cilium; plasma membrane. Gene Ontology annotation, biological process: smoothened signaling pathway; central nervous system development; positive regulation of smoothened signaling pathway. Gene Ontology annotation, molecular function: patched binding; transmembrane signaling receptor activity.